AUCUUAAAAAAAAAAUGGAACCUUGUGCAUGGCUGGAUUAAUCAUAGCGGAUUGGCUGCGUCCAGGCAUGCGAGGCCUUAACUGUUCUUUCCAGGCACGGAUCUCAAUUACAUUUCCCAGAUGCAACCCCCUUCUCCCACUCUCUCCUUGUUUCUAGGUGGGACCAGAUACCUAGUUCCUCCUGGUGAAACAUGACCAAAGAAUAAAUGUCACUUCCAGAUCAAAUUAGUAAAGAAUAGGCAUGCCUUUUCCAUGGUGUUCUAUUCCCUGUCCGGCAGCAGGAAGAAAGGACUCCCAAGCCCCAAGGGCUGGUUUUGCCCAAAGUUAGCAAACCUCCUACUGGAGGGAGGCCUCCAAGAGAGACAGCUGACCAGGAACUUCUGCAUUGAUCUUUGUGAAGUGCGCUCACCACUGGAGGAAUAAAGAGGCUCUUGAGAGCAGUCGCAUCUUCACUCUGCCUGCACAGCUCAGAAGGACCUCAGCCAUGAGACCUCUCGUCCUGGCCCUGCUCGCCAUCUGCUUUCUCACCGAAUUCAUGGCGGAAGGCGUGGGGAGUGAAGUUCUAGAAAGGAGCAUCUGCGUGAGCCUGAUGACCAAGAAACUGCCAGUUAAAAACAUCAAGACCUACACCAUCAAGGAGGGCUCCAUGAAAGCAGUGAUAUUCAUUACCAGACGUGGCCUCAAGGUCUGCGCGGAUCCACAAGCCGAGUGGGUGAAAAAGGCAGUAGAAAACGUGGACAAGUCCACCAGAAGAAACAUGAAACAGACCCAGCCAACAGGAGCCCAACAUUUCACCAAUUCAGCUGUGACCCUGACCACUUAGUGGCCUUCUGGCACCUUGUUCCCUCGCUAGCCCGCCAGCUCAUUUCCCUUUACAAACUCCUGGACUAAUUAGAUUGUAUUCACUUUUUAUAAAAGUGCUGCACGAGUCCACUUAUUUUCUUGUAUUUUUAUUUUUCGUGUCUCUCAUAUUCAUGUAGAUGCUUUAAUUAAUAAAUAUUUAUUACUCAGAA
Messenger RNA from Lynx canadensis (Canada lynx), 1013 nucleotides. Its product is annotated as cytokine SCM-1 beta. Gene Ontology annotation, molecular function: CCR chemokine receptor binding; chemokine activity. The record is from RefSeq and is a predicted model, not a curated record. The transcript has 4 exons. Bases 485 to 823 code for a protein of 112 amino acids. Gene Ontology annotation, biological process: neutrophil chemotaxis; cellular response to tumor necrosis factor; positive regulation of ERK1 and ERK2 cascade. Gene Ontology annotation, cellular component: extracellular region. Lineage: Eukaryota; Metazoa; Chordata; Mammalia; Carnivora; Felidae.